AGACUCGCCGAAGAUUUGGCCUAACUUGAUGCCGCAUAUCUCAUCGGUGUGUUAUGAGCAUUAAUGUUCCAAAUUCUCCUGGAAACGGAUUUGGCAGAUUACCCGAGCCACUUCAGACGGUAGCCGGCGAAUAUUGUCCCACUAACUACCCAGUAUCUCAAACGGCGAACAAUGAAAAGCUGCACACUGGGAGCGAGUUAUACAUGCCACAAGACUACAGGCAAGAAACCUGGUUGCAAGAUGGUAGCAGCUCCGAAACCGAGGACAGCGAGCAAUACGUACCCGAGUUCCAUCAGAUGUCAAGUGCGAGCGUGAAGCAAGAGUCAAGCAAUUGCACAAGAAACGGCGACAAUGGCAAUUAUCAUCCGCAGUAUCAGUCUACAACUGUACCAGUCGCGCACAAUCAAAAUAACGAUUUCCUCGAGAUCAACUCGGACCGUUGCUUUGAGAAUCGAAAGAUAAAUGGACCGGCUAGUAAGAGUACGAAGGACGUUGCCGUGAAAGAGGAACCGACGGACCGAAGCUAUGUAGAGCCACUUCCUAUAACGAACAUAUCAUCCACAGCGUCACAGGAAAAUGCGAACAACCUAAUUUACUCACAACGCCAACAGCAACAAUACGGGAACGUGACAAGGGAUCAUAGAGGAUCGUCACCGCCACCCAGUCGUCCAGCCAGCGCUUCUUCCUCGACUUCCCAAUGGCAGUCGACCUUCUCUGUUUCCUCCGAGGCCUUUCUGCAAAGACAGGAAAGCUGGAAUUCCGAAGCUUACGCGAAAAGAAGCGGCACGCCGACUUGGACUGAACUGGGCACGCAGCUAGAUCCCAGGAGCUCGUCUUGGGAUCGGCAGAAUGGCUGUUAUCAGAAAAAAAGCUCGCCCAUUUCGACUUGGAACCCGGACCACAUUAACAAGAGGCCGUCGUCUGCGACCGGCGUAUCAGCUUGGAGCGACGUCACUGUCGGUUAUCAGCAACAGCGACGUGGUUCCCUACAAUUGUGGCAGUUCCUCGUAGCCUUACUCGAUGAUCCCGCGAAUGCACCUUGUAUCGCGUGGACUGGACGUGGAAUGGAAUUUAAACUAAUCGAGCCGGAGGAGGUGGCACGAAGAUGGGGUGUUCAGAAAAACAGACCGGCUAUGAAUUACGACAAGUUGAGUCGUUCAUUGAGAUACUACUACGAGAAGGGCAUAAUGCAGAAGGUCGCUGGCGAACGAUACGUGUACAAGUUCGUCUGCGAUCCGGAAGCGCUCUUCAAUAUGGCGUACGGUACCGGCGCGUCUUCGGGGAUUAACGGAGAAGUUCCAAGUAGUAUGGUACGGAGCCAUGCGGUGCCCGGGAAAGGAGCGGGCGGCAACGAAGUUCCAGAUUUGAUGAAGCAUCCCGCCACGGGGUAUAGCGACGCGGUUUUCGCCAUGUAUUCGAAUACUGCCGCAGUGUACGGGUCUUCCAGUCUCCAUCAUUUGCAUCAGUACCUCGGGGGUAACGAGGGCUUCAAAACGCCAUCAAGCAGAUAUCACCCCCAUUAUCCCCAUCAAUACAGUAGCAAUCACCACCACCAUCAUCAUCAUCCGGCUCCGAGCUACACCGAGACCUUCCUGAACUAUAGUCGAUUGUCAUCACACGAAGCUGCAUUCGAUUCGAAGGCACAUGAACCGCCAGCGAGAGAUUCGUAUACUCAGGAAACAGAGAGUACCAGUAGGGAACGGGAACCCGUAUCGAUACCGUACGACAACGUGCAGAGAUCGCAAUUACCGGCCUCGACUGUACCGUCGCAAUCCUCGAUACUGGACGGCGCGGCGAGCUCAAAGCUCGAGCAAGCUCCGUAUACGUGUUUAGGCGUUGGAAGUUGCGUCUGUUAAAUAAAUGUGAUCGAAUCUGU
This is a messenger RNA of Acromyrmex echinatior (Panamanian leafcutter ant), 1876 nucleotides long. RefSeq names its product ETS variant transcription factor Ets96B (gene Ets96B). Gene Ontology annotation, biological process: regulation of transcription by RNA polymerase II; cell differentiation. NCBI's taxonomy places the organism in Eukaryota, Metazoa, Arthropoda, Insecta, Hymenoptera, Formicidae. The record is from RefSeq and is a predicted model, not a curated record. Gene Ontology annotation, cellular component: nucleus. Gene Ontology annotation, molecular function: DNA-binding transcription factor activity, RNA polymerase II-specific; sequence-specific DNA binding.